This is a messenger RNA of Schistocerca serialis cubense, 1235 nucleotides long. RefSeq lists its product as uncharacterized. The transcript has 5 exons. Lineage: Eukaryota; Metazoa; Arthropoda; Insecta; Orthoptera; Acrididae. The record is from RefSeq and is a predicted model, not a curated record. Bases 252 to 821 code for a protein of 189 amino acids. Gene Ontology annotation, molecular function: nucleic acid binding. Gene Ontology annotation, biological process: tRNA splicing, via endonucleolytic cleavage and ligation.
GGCUUUCUGUUUGCACAUACCCCCACCCAACCAGUUGUACACGUGCUAGGUGAUUGUUGUGUUUAGGGUAGUUGUUUAGUUGAUGCUAAAAAGGCCAUUGACACGCGUAGAGAUUUAAAGUAGAGUCGAAUUGAUUUAAAAAAAGGUUCAGGUGCCAAAAAACAUUUAUUUUGAUUCUGGAAUAAACGAAACGUAGGAUAGAACACACCAUUGCUGUAUUUAAAGAUUUCGAACAACAUUACAACUAAGAAAUGGAAGCAACGGCAACGACUGCCCGAAAAAUUCAUCCGGUCUUGCAGAAAAUGAUUCAGAGUGGAUGCCAGAAUCAACAAAAAAUUGCAGUAGCUUUUCAGGUUUAUAUGGAGCUGUGUGAAGUGGAAAAGCUGUGGAACGUUCGUCAUCAUUACAACGAAUUACACGAUUUUUUCUAUCUUACUGGCAAACAUUCUGCAUCCUCUGAAAGGGACGAAAUAUUUAUCCCAUUGUCAAUCACAUCAGACAUCUCUCCAGCAUGGGUUGAAAAUAUUCAAAACGAAGUGUGCCGUAACACCUCACCAAAAAGGAAUGCAGAAGAAAGGACCAUGACAACAACUCCUGACAACAGCAAGUUGCAGCAGCAGGGAUUUGUCCAAAGCAUAACAUUAGCAAUAAAGGAACAAGAUUCUACAAUUGUCUAUUAUAAUGUGGAAAGAGAACUAGCCAGCCCAGACUCCCCAGAAACAACACAAAAGAAAAAGAAGAAACAAGAGACACGCAAUUUGAUUGAAUCAGAACUGCAUCGACAACGAUUAGACAUUUAUGAGUCAGCACUUAAUACAUAGAUUGGUACAGUUGUGCUAAAUACUAUGUGGAAAUUGACAGAAACAUUCCUUGGUUAUACCUAUUACAAUUUUGUUUUACAUGCCAAAAGUAGGAUAAGGACCAUUGCUCUGACUGAAUUUUUUUGACAAGAUCUGAAAGAAAGUAAUCUCCUCUUAAAGUAUAUUUAUUGUACCUCUCAUCAUAGUGUUGAAAUGCAGAACUUGGAAACCAACUUGUUCUGUGCAAAAAAUUGUUCAUAUGUAUAUAAACAGUGGAUGUACCUUGGACUGCUGAAAUCUUGUUUUGCAUGUAUAUAGUCUGUGAGACAGAAAGUACAAUUGUUGUGCAGCAGCUUUUUUAGAUUAACAAAUGACAGUGUCUGUAAGUUUGACAAAUAUGACUAAAAUGUGAGUGAAAUAUAUGCAUGCAUCUUA